UUCCGUCAGCCUCUUUCUAAAUUGCUGCGGAGAGAGACCUGGACGGAAGGGCUCCUUGGUUGCUGGAAAGUGAAGGCACUGCCAUGGCGCCCAAGUCGUCGCGGGAGCGGGCAUAUAUCCGGGCCAUGAAGCGGCAGUUCAUCCCUUGUGAGGAAGGGGAGGAAGACGAGCCCGUGCCCUACACCGUGGAUCCGGCGGCCGACUCGCUGGCCUGCGGAUGGAUGCUGGAUUUCUUCUGCCUCAACCUCUGCCAGGCCUUCUGCGAAGACGACAUCGAAGAGUUCAAGCGCAACCGCAACAUUGCGGAGGCCAUUAUUCAUGGACUAUCCAAACUAACAGCACAUCAUCUAAGAACUAUAUAUGUGUGUCAGUUUUUAACAAGAAUAGUGGAAGGAAAAACACUAGAUGCACAGUUUGAAAGUGAUGCACGACUUACUCCAUUGGAAUCAGCCUUGAUGAUCUGGAAUAAAAUUAGAAAGGAAAAAGAAGCACUUCAUGACCAAAUCCAUGAUUUACUUGAAAUUCAAGCUGUUGCAGUUUGCAUGGAGAAAGCAAGCUAUAAAGAAGCCGAAGGAGUCUUUGAAAGGAUAUAUGGAGACACAGAGGAUGAUACGCCUCUAAAAAUGAAGUUGUUGAUGAUAAUCAAUAAGAAAGAUCCAUACCAUCCUUUUUUUCAACGCUUCACUUAUAAAUGCAUGAUAGACAGAGUGAAGAUUUAUGCUAAUCAAGUGUUAACUGAAAAAUCAUCAAGCUUUCUAAUGAAGGCAGCAUUAAAAGUAGUGGAAAGCAAAAAAGAUGAAGAAAUUUUUGGUCCUUUUGUUGAAAGCUCGAGUAGUGAAACAGAAAAUAGUGAAAAACAAAAUGCAAAACUGGAAUCUCCUGCAAGUUCAACAUCCGUAACCAGGUCUCAUCAAACUCUCUUAUCUUUGUCACAAAAUAAACUUGAGAACACACAGCAAGAUUCUGAUGAAACAAGAAUAAAAAUAAGGAGUCAAGGAAGUAAAAGGAUCACGCAAAGUCUUAAAAACAGUAGCAAAAGCACUAAAAACCAUAUAAUAACCACUAAAGACAGUAACAAAAACAAGGCAAACAGUGAAACAAACACUUCUGAAAGACCUAGACGAUGGAAAAGGAGGACGUGGAGUUCGGAUGAAGACAGGAAACUGAAAUUAGGGGUGAGAAAAUAUGGAGAGGGACGUUGGCAGAAAAUUCUCUCAAGUUACGCAUUCUGCAAUCGAACAAAUGUUAUGUUAAAGGACAGGUGGCGGACUUUGAAGAAGUUAGAAUUAGUUUCUUCAGACAGUGAAGACUGACUGAAUGUGUUUGUAAAAGGUGGGUUAAAUGAGGAAAAACAUCUGGAUCAAUUGGUUGGUUUAAAAUAUUGGCAGUUAAUGUAUUUUGAAAUUUUUAAAUGUUUUGGUGUGAUAGUAUAUUUUUCUGUGUAACGAAGUCAUUGGACAGGCUUCUUAGUACUUUGUCUUUUUUGAACCAUGCCACAUACUUAUUAUCAUUCUGCUCAGUUUGAUAUAGAAUAGUCUGGAAAAAAAAUCUGCCAAACAAAAUUUGAAUGUUUUGAGUCGAACAGUAAUGUUCUGCUAAGAUACAGUUGCUUGACUUUAUGGCGUCAGUGUGUCACUUACUUUCAAAGCCUCAUUGAUAAAAUCAUAAAUCUACAGUGUUAUUUCUGUGCAUUGUAUGUUUUCAUAAUAGGAGAGAGGUUGUUAUUUCAUACCUGAAAUAACAUAAUAUUGGCUAAUAAAUUUUCUUACAUGACAGAUUGUUUUGAGUUUGUUCUGAUAGACUUUUAAGUUAAAUGUUAAGCUUGACUUUUGUAGUAUAUAUGAAAACAUACAUCAUAAAUAUCUAGUUCUGUGAUUUUAUUUAACAUAGUACCAACAAAAUGUAUUAAUUGUACUAGAAACACUUGAACUCUGAUAGAUCAAAUUAGCAAUUUUAAUAUCACUUAGGUAAAAAUUGAUUAGAAUAGCUCUUGGAAUCAUCACUGUUUGUUUUGUUCAUCUCAGGCAUUUUGUUCUUAAUGUCUUGGUCGAGGAACAUAUAGAAUUACUUAAUUGUAUGCAUGAAUGCAUCCCGUUAGUUGGACUAGCAGGAAUGUUUUUCUUUGUUAAAUUAUCAAACCAGGAAGAAAGUAACAUGGCAGAUUUAUUUAUGAUAACUCUAGAAUUGCCUUGCAAGUAUUAGAAAUUGGAGUUUGUAGACUGAAUAUAAGAAAGCAUAAGAAUAGUUGUGUCUUUGUCUUUUCCAUUUUCUAUUUAAAGACUCAGUCUACCCUUUUGCUGUUGAAAUUGUGUAUUACUAAAUAAAAAAACUCAAAUCCUCA
This is a messenger RNA of Vombatus ursinus (common wombat), 2341 nucleotides long. Its product is annotated as telomeric repeat-binding factor 1-like. Bases 84 to 1313 code for a protein of 409 amino acids. Gene Ontology annotation, biological process: telomere maintenance. Gene Ontology annotation, molecular function: telomeric repeat DNA binding; protein homodimerization activity. The transcript has 10 exons. Lineage: Eukaryota; Metazoa; Chordata; Mammalia; Diprotodontia; Vombatidae. The record is from RefSeq and is a predicted model, not a curated record. Gene Ontology annotation, cellular component: chromosome, telomeric region; nucleus.